AUGCGUCUUCCCCACUCCUCAUCCCGCUUGGAAAAUUCCAAGGGGGUGUGGCUUCCGCCAUGCCCACUCCUGUACUGGCUGCUGAUUGGCUGGGGAGGCCCCCACCCUUUGCUCCCUUUGGUCCUUCCCCUCUGCCAUCCCCUUGGGGCAGGCUCCUCUGCUGGGGAUGUACCAAUUAACCCCACAAUAGGGGGAAGGAAGGAGGGAAUUUCACAUUCCCUUGUUCUAGAUUUCACUUUAACGCUUAAUGCCUUCAAAUUUUUGUUUUUUUUAAGGAAAAAAAUUAUAAAUAUAUAUAUAUAUAUUUAG
This is a messenger RNA of Pipistrellus nathusii (Nathusius's pipistrelle), 309 nucleotides long. Lineage: Eukaryota; Metazoa; Chordata; Mammalia; Chiroptera; Vespertilionidae. The record is from the annotation of a GenBank genome assembly.